This is a messenger RNA of Miscanthus lutarioriparius, 1260 nucleotides long. The record is from the annotation of a GenBank genome assembly. Lineage: Eukaryota; Viridiplantae; Streptophyta; Magnoliopsida; Poales; Poaceae.
AUGGCCGCGCCCUCCCACCUCCACCUCCACCUCCCGGGCUGCCCCCAAACCCUAGCCUUGCCCCUGCCCUCGCCGCGGGGCUUCUCCGCUCGGCCCGGCCUCCGCUCCCGCUCCCACCGCCCCCGCCUCCGCCUCCGCCUCCGCCCGGUCGCCGCGCUCGGCCCCGCCGACGCUGGCGACCUGCUCGGCCGCGUCGAGGCAUUCCUCUACACCGUCGCGGACGCCGCCGUCUCCGCGGAGCCCGUCGUGGCGGCCGCGGACGGCGGGACCAAGGAGGCCGCCGGGGACUGGCUCUCCGGCAUCACCAACUCCAUGGAGACCGUGCUCAAGGUUCUGAAAGAUGGUCUAUCAGCUCUCCAUGUUCCUUAUUCAUAUGGCUUUGCAAUCAUUCUCCUCACUGUUCUUGUUAAGGCAGCUACAUUUCCUCUAACAAAGAAGCAGGUUGAGUCUGCACUUGCAAUGAGGUCACUGCAACCUCAAGUGAAGGCCAUUCAAGAACGAUAUGCUGGUGAUCAGGAAAGGAUACAACUUGAAACUGCUCGCUUAUACAAGUUAUCUGGUGUUAACCCACUUGCAGGAUGCUUGCCUACCCUUGUGACAAUACCAGUUUGGAUUGGUCUAUACAGAGCUCUCUCAAAUGUAGCUAAUGAGGUUGAUAUACUGAAACGUCUAUUCUGUCACUGUCAAUUCUUCUUUGUUGAACAGUUUACAUUUUCUCUGCCUGAUGUGUUUUUUGGAUACCUUCUUUGGCUGGUCCUACAACAAUUGCUGCUCGACAAAAUGGCCAGGGAAUAUCCUGGCUUUUUUUCUUUUACUGAUGGUCAUCCACCUCUUGGCUGGUCGGACACUUUGGCAUACCUUGUGUUACCAGUUCUUCUUGUCAUGUCACAAUACAUAUCUACUCAAGUAAUGCAGCCACCACAGAGCAAUGAUCCUAGCCAACAAGGUGCUCAGGCUGUAACAAAGUUCUUACCAUUGCUAAUUGGUUAUUUUGCUCUUUCAGUGCCUUCUGGACUAGGUCUGUACUGGCUUACAAAUAAUAUCCUCAGUACUGCACAACAAGUGUGGCUUCAAAAGCUUGGAGGUGCAAAAGAUCCUGUCAAAGAAUAUAUUGACAAACUCUCAAGAGAAGAAUCGACUACUGUUCAGAAGAAUGAAUCUACUGUUCAGAGUGAACCUCUCCCUAAACUUAGUAAACCCCAGCCCAGCCAAGAGCCGAAACCAAGUGGGCCUGGCGUGGUGAAAGAUUUAGGAAACUAA